AUGACAUCACGUCCCCCACAGCCAACUGACACCGAUCGCGCCAUCGCCUAUGUCAAGAAAUCGCGUCCACGACAGAUCACGCAUCAUGAUAUGCUCGACAUGAUCUUGGUUAACGCCAUGCUACGCCAAGACGAUACGCCUAAGGCAAGUCGAACCGCCGCAUGCCUGCUGCGUCGCAAGCCACAGUUGGUCCAAGAGGUAUGGAAGAUCUUUUUGGAAACCGGUGGCACGGUCACCAAACCUGACCCGACGAUGGACAUGUCCACUCGCACAAGUCUCCCGAUGACGCCCACCAUCGUGAGCAUCAUUCAAGAAUUCGUCCGGCUGCGCCUCCAAGAUCGUGUCAGGACGGUGGCCAAGGACGUGGUCCAUUUCCUCCGGGCCCAGCGCAAUUUGUGUUUCGAUCCUGAGUCGGAUAUUUCCACCAAAGCGGCCUGA
Aphanomyces astaci is the source of this 438-nucleotide messenger RNA. RefSeq lists its product as hypothetical. The transcript has a single exon. The record is from RefSeq and is a predicted model, not a curated record. NCBI's taxonomy places the organism in Eukaryota, Oomycota, Saprolegniomycetes, Saprolegniales, Verrucalvaceae. The coding region runs from base 1 to 438 and encodes 145 amino acids.